CAUUGGCUGCUAUGGCAUACCAUCAAGAACCAGAAUCAGAACUAGAAGUCGAUGCAUUCCACCUGAAUUCGGAGUCGAAUCAAAUGGAAUCGCUGCCUAGUCUCGACGAAGUAGAGGAGAUUCUCGGUUACAAGUUCGAGAACUGGAGAUUAUUAGAGGAGGCUUUUACAGAUUCAUCGUUUCCAGAUAAACGCGUUUCUUAUGAGCGGUUAGAACACGUCGGAGAUUCUGUGCUUAACCUCCUUUUCACCAAAGAACAUUACUUCAAGUAUCCAGAUUUGCCACCCGGCACCUUGACCCGUCUCCGUGCCGCCAAUGUUGAUACUGAAAAGCUCGCACGUGUGGCCAUCGAACACGGGUUGCAUCGCUUUUUGCGUGACAAGAAACCCCUUCUUGACGAACAAAUUCGAGAAUUCUCACAAGCAAUCUUGGAUUAUUCACUGCACUCCAAUGGACUAAUAGAUGUGCCAAAAGUCCUUGCAGACAUUGUUAAAUCACUCAUUGGGGCUGUUUUCAUUGAUUGCAAUUCUUCGAUUGACACUGUUUGGAAGGUGUUCAAGAAUUUGUUGGAACCCAUAAUUAGUCCAGAAAUGCUCAAGAUACAUCCAGUAACGGAGUUGUAUGAAUUAUGUCAAAAGAAACAUUUGAAAGUGAAAUUCGUGGAUUUGUGGAGAGAAAGCAUGGCUUUCGAUGUGUUCAUAGACAAUCAGCUUGUGGGAAGAGGAACCUACGGCCUCAAGAAAGAAAUUGCUCAUAAUAGAGCAGCCAAGGAUGCAUUAGACAACCUUGGAAGAAUACUGGGCGAGAAAGACAGUACAGAUGAAUCAUGAUCUUGAUUUCAUUCUGUCAGUUUAUAUGUUUGUAGGCUUUGUUUGUUUCCUUUUAUGUUCUUAAAUACUAAAUCUCAUUUUGAUGUGAUCAAUUUCAAAAAAUCAUGCUAUGCCGUAUGGGUGCUUGUAAAUGAAACUCUGUUUUCAUUUUCUAAUUCCUAGAACUUUUUUUAAGUGUC
Messenger RNA from Hevea brasiliensis (rubber tree), 1009 nucleotides. Its product is annotated as ribonuclease 3-like protein 3. Gene Ontology annotation, biological process: siRNA processing. Gene Ontology annotation, molecular function: ribonuclease III activity; RNA binding. Bases 12 to 830 code for a protein of 272 amino acids. The record is from RefSeq and is a predicted model, not a curated record. The transcript has 3 exons. NCBI's taxonomy places the organism in Eukaryota, Viridiplantae, Streptophyta, Magnoliopsida, Malpighiales, Euphorbiaceae. Gene Ontology annotation, cellular component: nucleus; cytoplasm.